Messenger RNA from Selaginella moellendorffii, 566 nucleotides. RefSeq names its product stress enhanced protein 1, chloroplastic. The transcript is spliced from 2 exons. The record is from RefSeq and is a predicted model, not a curated record. Bases 40 to 426 code for a protein of 128 amino acids. NCBI's taxonomy places the organism in Eukaryota, Viridiplantae, Streptophyta, Lycopodiopsida, Selaginellales, Selaginellaceae.
GAGUUCUAGGCCGUCCGUUUGUCACCCACAUUUUUUUCCAUGGCGUCGUCCAUUCUUCUCACUUCGAAUGGCUUGCGCGCCAGCCCGGGUUUUGCGAGCCAUGGCUGUCUCAAAUCGCGAUUUGGGGCUCCAAUUCCAUCGCUGGGCAGAGCGAUUCCAUCGCUGGCACGGAGACGAGGGGGAGGAUUGAUUGUCAAAUGCGAGCAAGGGGCUUCUAGCAGCGCCGGGGGAGAAGUGGGCAUUUGGGUUGGAAGAUUCGCGAUGCUUGGAUUUGUCGGAACGCUCGCGGUAGAAAUCGGCACUGGCAAAGGCCUUCUCGAGACUGCCGGAUUGACGACUCCAGCUCCAAUUCCCGCAUUGGCGGUGGCGGGUGUCCUCGGGGUGAUCGCGGCGCUGGGAAUUUUCAGGUCCGCGCCAAAAGAAUGAGACUCUAGAAACCUUCUAUCUCUUUUCCAACACGACAUCCACGCAGAAGAAAUCUUUGGAUUGCUAAAGCCGUAGAUCUGUGAGAACGCAUUCUUUCCUUUGCUCGAAUUCAAAGCGCGUCAACUUUUUACGUUGCAAAA